AUGUCUCUGGGGACCGUACCCGUUGCACCUCCUGGGAACGCGCCCUCUGGGAACACGCCCUCUGGGAACGGUUCCCCUUACGGGUACUUUGGGAACCAGGCUUCCGCAAACGGCCCUUCGGGGAGCGUCCCUCCCUCGGAGAAUGGGUCUCCGCCAGUGCAGCUGCCGGCGCAAGGACCCGCGAGCGGGCCCCCGGGGGGAGGCGGGCCGCCGCCGUCCGGCGGAGGCCCGCCAGGGGAAGGGGGAGCGCCCGGGGGAGGGGAGGCAAGCGGAGGACAGGGGGGAGGUGCGCCGGUGAAUGUGACAGCGGAACAAGGCGCGAUUCUGAAGAGAUGUGGCAAAGAGAUGGGGGUGCCAGAUGGCAUGUGGUAUCCUGGCGCACCGUGCAACAUUGACACGUGGCUCACGUGUGACCCUGAUGGGACUGUCAACGGCAUUGUCAUCCGCGAUAAGGGCAUCUCUGGAUCCAUCUGCUCCAAUAUAGGGCUCCUCACUUCGCUAGUAAAGAUUGACAUGGCCAACAACUCGCUAUCAGGCUCGAUUCCCACCAGCCUUGGCAACCUUGCAAGACUGGCCGUCUUCAACCUCCAGCAGAACCAACUCACAGGAUAUUUUCCCCCCACGCUCUCUCGCCUGGCGAGUCUCCAGAUGUUUGAUGUGAACACCAACAACUUGUCUGGGCCGCUUUUAUACCCCGUUGGAACCCUCUCAAAUAUCAAGCUUAUCAACGUUGCCCGCAACAACUUCAGCGGAUCGCUUCCCACCUCCAUCUACACCCUCACCAGCCUGCAAGAGAUGGAUGUCUCGGAGAAUUCGCUCACGGGUUCCCUGCCUCUCUCUGCCAGCGCCCUCAGCGGCCUUCAGAUGCUCAACAUGGUGAACAACCGCUUCUCUGGCGAGUUACCAACCACUCUCGGCAACCUCACAAGCCUCACUCGCGUGGAGCUGGGGAGGAACUACUUCACGGGCUCUCUGCCGACUUCCCUUGGGCAGCUCACUGCUCUCAUCAGCCUCGGGCUACAGGGCAACACGCUAGGAGGCUCCAUACCCUCUCAGCUGGGAGCACUCAUCAGCCUGAACACGCUUGACGUGUCUAACAAUCAGUUACGGGGCGCUCUUCCCCCCACCCUUGGGAAUCUCUCCUCCCUCACUGACCUCAAAAUAGGCGGAACGGACCUCACGUGCCCCUCAGCAGCAGGGCACCCCCCGUGUGGCGUGUGGCAGGACGCCUCCUCUGAGUUCUGCAAGACCUGCCCCGCCUUCUGCACCAACUGCUCCACUGCUGCCCUGCCUCCCAAGCCAGGCGGACUCAGUCCUCUCUCUUCCGCCAGACCUGCCCUUCCUUCUGUACCAACUGCUCCACUGCUGCUCUGCCACCCAUGCCAGGUCCUCAUGUGUCGGCGCUACUCGCUCAACCAAGUCAAGACGACUUGUGCCCCCUGUCCCAUCCCCCUUGUCUCACGGUUCUCGCUCAACCAAGUCAAGACGACUUGUGCCCCCUGUCCCAUCCCCCUUGUCUCACGGUUCUCGCUCAACCAAGUCAAGACGACUUGUGCCCCCUGUCCCAUCCCCCUUGUCUCACGGUUCUCGCUCAACCAAGUCAAGACGACUUGUGCCCCCUGUCCCAUCCCCCUUGUCUCACGGUUCUCGCUCAACCAAGUCAAGUACCCUGUCCCAUCCCCAUCCCCCUUGCCUGUCCCCCACUCUCGUGUGUGUGCAGGCAAGCCCGAGGCUCUUCCCAUCCCAAGCCACGUGCUCAUGUGUCGGCGCUUCUCUCUCGACCAAGUCAAGAAGGCAACGGAAAGAUGGGCAGAGGCGAAUCACAUUGGAGCAAAGUCCGUACCCACUCCCACCCCAUUGCCUGUGCUUUUUGUGCAUGCAGGCAAGCCUGGACGUCCUCCCAUCCCCGGCCAGGCGCUCAUGGGUCGGCGAUAUUCUCUGCAGCAAGUCAAGAAGGCGACUGGGGGAUGA
Closterium sp. Naga37s-1 is the source of this 1971-nucleotide messenger RNA. The record is from the annotation of a GenBank genome assembly. NCBI's taxonomy places the organism in Eukaryota, Viridiplantae, Streptophyta, Zygnematophyceae, Desmidiales, Closteriaceae.